Hermetia illucens (black soldier fly) is the source of this 5277-nucleotide messenger RNA. It is a transcript of the gene jar, whose product is annotated as myosin heavy chain 95F. Lineage: Eukaryota; Metazoa; Arthropoda; Insecta; Diptera; Stratiomyidae. The transcript is spliced from 22 exons. Gene Ontology annotation, molecular function: actin filament binding; microfilament motor activity; ATP binding. The coding region runs from base 585 to 4349 and encodes 1254 amino acids. Gene Ontology annotation, cellular component: cytoplasm; myosin complex; actin cytoskeleton. Gene Ontology annotation, biological process: vesicle transport along actin filament; endocytosis; actin filament organization. The record is from RefSeq and is a predicted model, not a curated record.
UGCUCGGUGUCAGUUGGAGUUUAGCGAGCAGUCGAGUAGGUGUGUUUUGCUCGUCUAGUGUUAAGAAUUUGUAGCUUGUAUUAUGAACAAAUUGUUCCAGUGAGCCCCAAUUACAUAGUGAGAACAAUAGGUGGAAAAUUGUCAGUGGGCAGCAUCAUAAAAAUUUCCUUCCGGGCUGUCACCUGAACAAUUUGUCGUAGUUUCCGUCUCUGUUGCGGGCAAAGAGCAGAUUAGUCGUUUGCCGGUACCUCUGUCAUCAUUUUCGUGUCGCGUUGGUGUUUGGUUGAAGCUUCUGGACACAGUGCGUUAGUGAAUGCUGGCUCCCGCUCGGAUAAUAUUACCGUCGCUAUGCUGAAAUGUUGUGAAUGAAAUUCUCGUUCAAGGGUUAAUUUCCACCGCCAACACGACCAACAAGUGAUUGAAAAAUUAGCUUUGUAUUUUAUGUGGAAGUGCCUUUGGUAGUGCCCGGAAUUUAAUUGGAUCAACCCCACGGACGUUCCCCUUGCUUCACUGCUGACCAGGAAAAGUUCCAGCCGCGCUAAGGUGUAAGCGAGACGUGUGCACGCUGCAAUCAACAGGUCAACAUGGACACCCAGCUAGUAUGGGCUCGGGAUUCAGAUGAAGGUUACAUACAAGGGCGCAUCAUCGAAAUCGGAUCUAAAGAGUUCGAAGUCAUUCCAAUAAACUCUGCUCAUAGUAAACGAAUAUGUGCUGUAGAGGAUAUAUUCCCUUCUUGCGAAGGAGUGCAAGAUCAUGAUGAUAACUGUGAAUUGAUGUUCCUAAACGAAGCUACAUUCCUCGAUAAUUUGAAGACCCGCUACUACAAAGAUAAAAUAUAUACAUAUGUUGCAAAUAUUCUUAUCGCCGUCAAUCCAUAUCGUGAAAUCAAAGACCUUUAUUCGCCGACGACAAUAAAACGAUACAAUGGAAGAUCGCUGGGCGAGCUGCCACCUCAUGUAUUUGCAAUAGCUGAUAAGGCUAUUCGUGAUAUGCGCGUGCUAAAGUCAUCACAAUCGAUUAUUGUUUCGGGCGAAUCAGGUGCAGGUAAAACUGAAUCAACAAAGUAUUUACUCAAGUACUUGUGUCAUUCCCAUGAUAGCGCGGGACCUAUAGAACAAAAAAUAUUGGAUGCAAAUCCGAUUCUAGAAGCAUUUGGUAAUGCGAAGACCACUCGUAAUAACAAUAGUUCCCGUUUCGGUAAAUUUAUCGAAGUUCAUUAUGACUCUAAAUGCCAGGUGGUUGGAGGCUAUAUAUCACAUUACCUGCUGGAAAAGAGCCGUAUUUGUACUCAGAGUGCCGAAGAGAGAAAUUAUCAUGUGUUUUAUAUGCUUUUGGCUGGCGCACCACAACAGCUUCGUGAUAAGCUGUGUUUGGGUAAACCAGAUGACUAUCGGUAUCUCGCUGGUUGCGCACAAUAUUUUUCCAAUGCCACGACCGAUAAACUUAUACCAGCCAGUCAGAAAUCCAAAGCACAUCAAGCAAAGGGACCACUACGGGAUCCGAUACUGGAUGAUUAUCAGGAUUUUCAGAGCCUGGAUGAAGCCUUGAAUCGCCUUGGAUUAAAUCAAGAUAGUAAAUUCGGAAUUUAUGCGCUAGUAGCAGCGGUUCUGCAUUUGGGCAAUAUAACAUUUGAAGAAAUCCCUGAUGAUGUUCGUGGCGGUUGUCAGGUUUCACAAUCUUCGGAAAAAACGUUGGCGAUUACAGCAAAAUUAAUUGGUGUAGACGCUUUCGAGUUAAGACAAGCGCUAGUAUCGCGUGUAAUGCAAAGCAAAGGCGGUGGUAUUAAAGGCACUGUAAUCAUGGUACCUUUGAAAAUCUAUGAAGCUAACAGUGCGAGAGAUGCGCUCGCAAAAGCAAUCUACAGUCGAUUAUUCGAUCACAUCGUGGCACUCAUCAAUCAAAGCAUUCCGUUCAAAGCUUCGAGUUACUACAUCGGCGUUCUGGAUAUCGCUGGUUUUGAAUAUUUCACAGUUAAUUCUUUUGAACAAUUUUGCAUCAAUUAUUGUAAUGAAAAAUUACAAAAGUUCUUCAACGAUAACAUUCUUAAAAACGAACAAGAAUUGUAUAAACGCGAAGGUCUCAAUGUUCCGGAAAUUAGAUUCACUGAUAAUCAAGAUAUCAUUGAAUUGAUUGAAUCGAAAACAACAGGCAUUUUUACUCUGCUCGAUGAAGAGUCGAAACUGCCGAAGCCUUCACCAACACAUUUCACAAGUGAAGUACACAACACAUGGCAAGGUCACUUUCGUAUUGCACUACCAAGAUCGUCACGACUUAAAGUCCAUCGGACUUUGAGGGAUGAAGAAGGAUUUUUAAUUCGACAUUUCGCGGGAGCAGUUUGCUAUAAGACGAACCAAUUCAUCGAGAAAAACAACGAUGCCCUCCACGCUUCAUUGGAAGGUUUAGUGCAAGAAUCUUCAAAUAAAUUCCUCAAUUCGCUAUUUUCUUCGAGUAAUUCGACAUCUCGCGGCAAAUUGAAUUUCAUUUCAGUGGGUUCGAAAUUCAAAACGCAAUUAAGUGAAUUGAUGGACAAAUUGGAGAAGAACGGAACGAAUUUUAUUCGAUGUAUUAAACCAAAUAGUAAAAUGGUUGAUCGAGAUUUUGAAGGCGGCUUGGCACUUGCUCAGUUGAAAUGCUCCGGAACCACAUCCGUUCUUGAACUUAUGGAAUACGGCUAUCCUUCCCGAGUUCAAUUCGGCAAUUUACAUGAAAUGUAUAAAUCCUAUUUGCCGCCAGAACUUGCAAGGUUACAGCCGCGCACUUUCUGUGAAGCUAUGUUGAAAUCAUUAAAACUGAAUACAAAAGAUUUUAAAUUCGGCAUAACAAGGGUGUUCUUUCGGCCUGGAAAAUUCAUCGAAUUUGAUCGUAUUAUGAAAUCAGACCCGGCGAACUUACGAGCGAUCGUUGAAAAAGUUAAAAAAUGGCUUAUUCGAUCACGAUGGAUUAAAACUGCCUUUGGGGCGAUUUGUGUUAUCAAAUUGGUUAAUCGCAUCAAAUACCGCAACAAAUGUGUUCUUGUAAUGCAAAAAGUUGUUCGCGGAUAUUUGGCCCGUAAAAAGCAUCGGCCUCGUUAUCAAGGCAUUAUGAAAAUCAAAAGCAUCAAGCAAAACGCGAUGAAGACAAUUGCAAUUGCCAAUGAUUUGAAAUCAGGGAAGGAGAAUAUAAUGAAAGAUAUUCAAGUGUUAGAAAAUGAAAUCGACUCUGCAAUCAAGAAAAUUAAGGCAGAAAGAAACAUUUCUGCCAAAGGUGUUGAUGAUUUGUGUACCAAUAUUAUGGGAAAACUCAACAAAUUAACAGCCAGCCUAAACAAUCAGCUCCAGGCGCAACGCAAAGCUGAAGAGCAAGAAAGACUUCGCAAGAUUCAGGAAGCACUAGAAGCUGAACGAAGAGCUCGUGAGGAAGAGGAACGUCGAAAAAGAGAGGAAGAGGAAACAAGAAGGCUUAAAGCAGAAAUGGAAGCGCGAAGAAAGGCAGAAGAGUUGGAACGUCUGCGUCAAGAAGAAUUGGAUCGCAAAGCGGCAUUAGCUCUACAAGCGCAGCUUGAAAAAGAAGCUCAAGAAGAUGCUCAAUAUCGUCAGCAGCUAGAACAAGAGCGCCGUGAUCAUGAAUUAGCCCUACGGCUAGCCCACGAAUCCAAUGGGCAAAUAGAAGAUAGUCCUCCAGUUAUGAGAAAUGGUCCGAAUGAUGUCACAGCAUUGGGUAAUCCGAACAGAUUGAUCAGCGGCGUUGUGAGAGGGCUAAGCAGAUUUCAAAAUGUAUUGCACAAUAAAUCCGAAAAUGUCAGAGCUCAACAACAGCUUAUAGGAAAACAAAAACACGAUUUGUCGAAAUGGAAAUAUUCUGAAUUACGAGACGCCAUCAAUACUUCAUGUGAUAUUGAACUUUUGGAGGCUUGUCGUCAUGAAUUCCAUCGUCGCCUAAAAGUUUAUCAUGCAUGGAAGGCAAAGAAUCGUAAACGUACUACAAUGGAGGAGAAUGAGAGGGCGCCGAAGAGCGUGAUGGAAGCCGCUGCGAAAGCCCAAUCGCGUGUUCAACCCAAACAAGAAAUCACUUCCUCGAACCAUCGCUAUUUCCGAAUUCCUUUCAUGAGAGCCAAUACAACGGAUCCAAGUAAACGAGGACUUUGGUAUGCUCAUUUUGAUGGGCAAUAUGUCGCACGCCAGAUGGAAUUGCAUGCAGAUAAGCCACCGAUUUUGUUAGUUGCUGGUGUCGAUGAUAUGCAAAUGUGUGAGCUAAGCCUGGAAGAAACCGGUCUAACACGAAAACGUGGUGCUGAAAUUUUAGAGCAUGAAUUCAAUCGUGAAUGGGAACGUAAUGGUGGCAAACCAUAUAAAAAGCUCGGUGCUAAUUGAGCAAAGAAAAAUUAUUUAAUGCAUUUUUAGUUUAAGUGCCUUUCACUGCGUCCAAUUUACAAGGAAAUUUUUACUAGAAAAAUACUUCAACCUUAUACACCUAUAUCAAAUAAAAAGACUAAAUCAAAAAACGUGUUUAAAAGACGUAUUGUAUUAUUUAUUGCAAGGGCAACUUUUUAAAAUGCUUUUAAAUAUACACGUAAUUAAAGACAUAUUGACCCUGUGAAUGUAAAACACUAGAAUUACGCAUAAAUCAUAACUAGAAGUGUUUCUACAAACUUCUAUGCAAUAAGCGCUAGAAGUGAAAAUGUAAACGGAAACGGAAAGUCAUUCCUAACAAGUAUUAUCAGAAAUUUUUAAACAUUGUUCGUAUUCCCACGGAAUGCUGGGUUAGAACCUUAGUUAAAUGACUAAUGAGCAGUAAUACGAUGUAAUAGCAUUUUGAGGAAAUGUCAUGUUGUUUCUAUAUUGACUUUAAAAAACUAUCAGACAUUUAUAUAAUUAUCGUACAUCUUGCCGUCAGCAUGUGUAAGAUUUUCUACAAACUAAGAAAUUCAUCGGUUUUUAAUAUUGUUAGCAAAAUUUUUCAAAUGAAUGAAUUUUCCAUAUUUAAAUGAAUUAUAAUCAUAUAUUUGAGAAUUUUUAGAGUGUUACGAUAAUACGUAUGCGUUGCCUAUUUACCAGAAUUAUAUGUGUACAUUUUUGCACUUAUAUACAAUACAUUGUUAAUGAUAGAUCAAUCAUAAUGAUUUAAAGGAUGUUUUCCAUAUGACUGUAAUAUGUUAUUUAGAAAAGGAGAUUUAUUUAGAAAUAUAUUCUAAAAUAUACAAUUGUCGAGCUAUUCACCACUGCGUAACGGCAGCAUGUUUCAAAUAUUUAUAUGAUUAAAUAGAAAUAAAGGUGUGUGCACUUUGCUUAUCUUAAUUUU